Acanthochromis polyacanthus (spiny chromis) is the source of this 2153-nucleotide messenger RNA. Its product is annotated as tyrosyl-DNA phosphodiesterase 2-like. Gene Ontology annotation, biological process: double-strand break repair. The coding region runs from base 320 to 1174 and encodes 284 amino acids. The record is from RefSeq and is a predicted model, not a curated record. Lineage: Eukaryota; Metazoa; Chordata; Actinopteri; Pomacentridae. The transcript is spliced from 6 exons. Gene Ontology annotation, cellular component: PML body; cytoplasm. Gene Ontology annotation, molecular function: 5'-tyrosyl-DNA phosphodiesterase activity; single-stranded DNA binding.
AGAAAAUUAAAGUUAUUAAAUUUGAUUAGCAGUAAAGAUAAUGUAAAAAUCUAUCACAGCCAGAAUUUUAUUCUAAAAGCAUUUAUAUUUUAUGAACCAAAACUGACACUAAAUUUGUUUUUUGGAAGAAGUAUGCUGAUUUUAGCAGUAUACACUUCAUGGAUUGUCUCUGUUGUGCUGCUGGAUUCAUGAUGAAAGAGUCUUUUUUUUUGCACAAAUGAAACUGUGACAUCAUGGGAAGUGUUUCAGUGAAAAUGAAAAUGAAACUCAGCUGCUCUGAGGUUAGAUCCUGCAGGUUGUCACGUCUUUUAUAGCAGACAUGGAGGGAGACUGUGAGGAGAAAACCACCAGACCGGAGGGAGAAGAAAGAGGAAACAGAAGUGCUGCAGAUGCUGCAGAGAGUGGACCAGAGGACAGCAGACUGUCUCUGAUCACCUGGAACGUGGACGGUCUGGAUGGUGAGGAGCAGCCAGAGAGAGCCAGAGGCCUCUGCUCCUGCUUGACCUCACACUCCCCUGACGUGGUGCUUCUGCAGGAGAUGAUCCAACCCUACAUCCGCUUCCUCCACAAACGUCUGACCGCCACCUACACGUUCAUCCAAGGCGGUGAUGAGGGUUAUUUCACCGUGAUGCUGCUGAAGAAGUCUCGGGUGUCUCUGCUGGACAGUCAGAUAGUCGAGUAUCCGAACACUCGCAUGAUGAGGAACCUGCUCCAGGCUCAGGUGAUGUUCAGAGGCCAGAAGCUCUGCCUGAUGACGUCCCACUUUGAGAGCUGUAAGGACUACGCAAGAGAACGGAUGAGGCAGCUGCAGCUGGUGAUGAAGAGGAUGGACGAAGCUCCUGAUGACGUCGCCGUGCUGUUUGGAGGCGACACCAACCUGAGAGACGCUGAGGUGGCCAAAGUGGGUCUGCCCAGCAGCGUCUGUGACGUCUGGGAGCAGCUGGGAGAGCCGGAGAGCUGCCGCUACACCUGGGACACUCAGCUCAACACCAACAAGGACGUUCACUUCAAGUGCCGCCUUCGCUUCGACCGGGUCUACCUGCGGAGGCCGGCCCAGGACGGACCCCCACGGCUGGAACCUGACAGCAUGGCUCUGGUGGGGCUGGAGAAGCUCCGGUGUGGACGCUACAUCAGCGACCACUGGGGCAUCUACUGCACCUUCUCUGUCCAGUAGGAAACAGUGUCCGCUACUUUUAUUGAAAGAUUCUAAAAAUGCACAACCUCUUGUCUUCAUGUCUUCAUCAUACACACCCAACAUCCACUGACACACAGCAGAAAAAUAACUAAAGUAAAAUAAGUUAGGGGUGUCAAACAUGCGGCCCGAGGGCCAAAAUCGGCCCUCCAGAGGGUCCAAUCCAACCCUCAAAGUGUAAAAAUUUUUCAUUCUGUUUCUUAUUUUUGUCAUUUUGUGUCUCAUUUUUGUAAUGCUUUGUCUUGUUUUUGCUGAUUUUUUUGUCUGUCUUUUGUUGUUUGCCUCAGGUUUUCAUCAUUUUGGGUUUCCUUUUUGUCUCACUUGUGUUUUUUGUCCAUUUUUUUGUCAUUUUGUUUCUGGCUUUGUUGUGGCUUCUCUGCAUGUUUGCAGGGUGGGUUGGGGGUGGGCAUGGGUGGUGGGGAGAUAUGAGUGUUCCUUUGUGUCUUCCUUGUACUGUGUGGGUGUGGAGGGGUGGAACGGAUAGAAUCGUUUUUAAUCUGUAAAGCACUUUGUAUUGCAAUUUCUUGUAUAAAAAGUGCUAUAUAAAUAAAGUUUUGAUUGAUUUGUCCAUUUUUUGUCACUUUAUAACUUUUUGUAAAAUUUUGUGUUUCUUUCGUUUGUCUCAUUUUUUGUCAUUUUGUGUCUCAUUUUUGUAAUAUUUUUUGUUUUUUUGUCUUUUUUUUUACACACUUUUCUCAUUUUGAUCAUAAAGUACUAUACUAUAUCAUUCAGAUCCAGAUGACUAAAUGUUUUUUUCCUCUGUAGACUCUCUCUCUUUUUUUUAAAGAAAUGUCAAUUUGUUCAUAUUUUUUUGUGAGAAGACAAUUCAUUAAAUGAAUCAUUUUCAGAAUGGAUUUUUUACACUAAAACAAAGAAAAUAUUAGAUAUUAAAGGUUAUUAUGCUGUGAUUUUACCGGUCCUGUAUGCGGCCUCUGGACUAAAAUAAACUGGUAUAAAUGUU